AUGCCGCGCGCGGUCAAGCAGAAGCUCGCAUUCCGCGAGAAGCUCGUCCAGACCGGCAAGGGUGGCGGGGCUGACGCACUUCUCCGUCGUCUCAAGAAUCUGUUCCAAGAACUAGUCAAGCUUGACCAGGAGCAGAUUGACGUCAAGUCGCUGGAUAGUGUACGCGUCCAGCUGGUGCAGCGCGUCAUCGUAUUCCACAAAGACCGCGGUGUCAAGGCAUUUGCGGCGUGCUGCCUCGCCGAGCUGCUGCGACUGUACGCCCCCGACGCGCCGUACACUGCCGACCAGCUGCGUGACAUCUUCCAGUUCUUCAUCGCGCAGAUCGUCAGCGGUCUCAAGGGCCACGGGUCGAAAGCACCAAUCAAGAAGUAUGACAGCCAGGCGACACAGCAAACGCAAACACAGACACAGGCAACACAGGGGACACGCAUCACCGACGCGCCGUACUACACCGAGUACUGCCAUCUCAUUGAGUCCCUGGCGCAGAUCAAGUCGGUUGUCAUCAUCGUCGACCUUCCCUCAGCCGACGACUUGAUAGCCCGGUACUUUGAAGGCUUCUGCGAGAUUGCUCGUGCGGAUAUGAACAAGUCUUUGUUGCGCAACCUUGUUAGCAUCCUCGUCGAGCUAUUGCUUGAGGCAGAGCGCGCGCCGUCCGGUGUGAUGGACGUCAUCAUCAAGCAGUUUGAGACGUACGGCUCCAAACCAGAUACGCCGUCCUUCCAGCUUAUCGCCGACGUGUGCAACCGGAUGGGCGUCAAGGUUCUUCCGCCCGCCGUGCUCGCGCACUUCUCCGAUAUCCAAAUGACCCACGGCCGCGACCCAUCACCAACAGAUCUGCAGACCCUCAAAGAAUCGCACGAGCUCGUCCUCACCAUGUUCCGCAAUGCUCCCAGUCUCCUUGUCAAUGUCAUACCCGUACUCGAGGAGAACUUGCGCGCCGUCGAGGAGGUGCCGUUGCGGCAGCUGUCCACCGAGACCCUCGGCACAAUGUUCGGCGAGCGGCCCAUCAUCGGCAAGGGAGUCGAGAGCUUUGUCGUCUUAAUCGCCAAGGCUUACCCGGCAACGUGGCGCGCUUGGCUCGGUCGAAAGGUCGACAAGGCGCUGGCGGUACGACUGGCGUGGGUUCAGGCGACGGGCAAGAUCAUCGCGAACCAGCCUGACCUGCGGGGCGAAGUAGAGGCCGACUUAGUCGAGCGCGUUCAGGAUUCAGACGAGCGUGUCCGUGCAGCGAUCUGCAAGGUACUCGGGUCGCUGAGCUACGAGACAGCCCUCCACCAUGUCAGCGACCAGCUCCUGCAUGCUGUCGGCGGGCGUGUGAGCGACAAGAAGCCUCUUGUUCGCAACGAGGCAAUCAACUCCCUUGCCAAGCUCUGGGGCCUCGCGUACGAGGCCAUCGAGUCGACCGAAGAGGAUGCUAUUCGGCACUUUGGUUGGAUCCCACAAGAAAUGCUGCAUGCAAUCUUCCGCAAGGACGUGACAGUCGACCUCCGCUCACAGGUCAACGCGGCGUUCAAGAACGUCAUUCUUCCUCUACCAUCCAAGCCUGACGACGAGCAAGUCUGGGUGGACCGCUUCCUCCUCGUCGCCGCGCACCUAGAUGAGAGCGCCCUCGCAGGUUUGGAGCGUCUGACAGGCCUUAAGGGAUAUGCCAAGGGCUCAUCCCCAUAUUCUGCGUUUGCAGACGCGUGUGAUGAGUUUAACGGUGGUACAGACGAGAGUGUGGACAAGAGUGUCAAGACCCGUCUUUCCUACAUCGUGGAGGCGAUUUCUCGCAUGUUGUUCAACGACCACGAGAAGGCAAGGAAAGAUCUCGAGGCGUUCGCCGAGGCCAACGACAAGAAGCUAUACAAGCUGCUCCGAACAAUGGCGGACCCGCAGUCGAAUCUUCGCACCAUCAUCAAAUCGCGGAACGAGUUCCUGCGUCGAGUCGAACAGUCGUACUCAAACCUCCUCGACGUACUCUCCGUGGUGGUAGACCACGCCGCGUGGGUGAUCAUCAACCAGUCCAGCAUUCCCUGCCUGAUCAGACGCCUGCAGAAACCAGAAGGACCAAACGCUGAGCGCGUAGGCGCGUUGAGUGCCCGCUUCCUGACUUUUGUUGCAAAGGAAUGCGCACCCAUGUACAAGGACCACAUCGAUGAGCUGAAGAUUAUCAUCAACGACAGGCGGAACAAUACUUUGGUUGAAGUCGCUGUCCAAGCCUUGGCGGUGGUGACCAAGUGGAACCCCGAGAGCGGGCCUUCGGACAAGAGAGUUAUCGAGCGAGCCAUGACUCUGUCCCUCUCCGGCACGCCUCGGCAAGCCAAGUUCGCGUCGCGGUUUAUCUCUGUGUGCAGUGAUGGUAACGCUUCCCAGCGAUUGGUCGACUCGCUGUGGGACCAGCUCCGGACCGGCGACGAGGAGAUCAUCCUGCCCACUCUGUCGUCGUUGGCGGAGCUCGCCCUCUCCGCCUCGGUCGCGUUCCGGAGCCACGGCGACGACAUCAUCCAGAACAUCCUGGGGGACGUCAUGUUGAGACCUUCAGAGGAUGAGACGGAAGAUGACAAGUGGGCCGAUGAGGACCAACUUCCGGUGCGCGACCGCGCCAAGCUCUACGGUAUCAAGGUUCUCACCCACAAUUCUUUGCCGUGGUGCAAGCUCCCAGAUGCGCUCGAUCACGUUAGACCUGUCCUCGCGCUUCUCAACGACUUGAUGAAAAACGACGGCCGCGUCACGGACGAGACGAACGAGGGGCUACGCGCGGCCUGCUCGAUCCUCAAGCUUGCCAACGUGAGAUUGUACGACAAAGCCAUGUCUGAGUCGUUCGUCAAUGUCAGCUUCAUCUUGCAGGACGUCAACUUCACUGUACGUAAUCUCUUCCUCAAGAAGCUGUUUGCCGUUGUUCCGUCCCAGCGCCUUCUUCCCAGGUGGAACGCGUUACCGGCGUUCGCAGCUCAGGACCCUGAGAUGGAGAACAUCCUUUUGGCUAGAACGAUCAUCCGGGCUUGUGUCAACAACGCGCGGAAACUCCGUGAUGAUCCAGACGACAUGAAGGACCGUAUUGAGGUCCCCGUCGCGCGACUUUUGCACCUCCUGACUCAGCACCCUGACCUGGGCUGGUCGAGCUUGAACGAGCUCAAGGACAUUGCAAAGUUCAUCGAGCUCUACGUCGAGUGCGUCGCGACGAGUCAGAACGUGACGCUCCUGUUUACGGUCGUGGGCAAGCUCAAGACGGUCUGUGUGGUCGGCGAGCAGAUGGACGCGGAGAAAGUCAGUCUCCUCCUGAGCGACAGGCCAUUGGUGGACGAUGAUGACGAGAGGCACACAUCGGCGACCUAUCACCUGUACAUGCUGUCGGAGCUCGCGCAGAUGAUCAUCCGCAACCGCGCGCACGCCGGGCAAUGGAACCUGACCAUGUAUCCCGGCAAGGUGAGGAUGCCGAACGACAUCUUUGCAAACCUGCCCUCCGUCGACGUCCAGCAAAAAAUGGCGCGGCACACGUUCUUAAGCGAAGAUGUGCAGGUGUGGGCGAAAUCGUUUGGUCGCAGGACACACGUGACUGGGCAGACGCGACGAGCAGCAGCAGGGACGAGCCCUGUCAAAGAGCCGCGGAAGCGCCGGCGGGCAAGCACCAAGUCGCCCAGGAAGCGCCGGCGCUCGUCACGGCGGGAUGACGACGAUGGCGAUGACGAGACGAGUGACGAAGAGACGACAGAGGAUGAUGAGGGUGACGUGGACAUGGCGACAGCAAGUGAGGCGGAGACGGAGGAGGAAGAGGCCAACGGCGCUGAGGCGGUGGUGGGGCGGGGCGGGCGGCGGUCGGCUAAAACUAAGGCUCAGAAGGCCGUCACGCGCAAGGCUAAGCGGGCUUCUGCGCCUAAGAAGAAGAAGGCUGCGCAGCGGAGCGUUACACAGUCUGAAAGCGACCUGACCGAGUUGAGCGAUGGGUAA
Molecule: messenger RNA, 3930 nt
Organism: Cutaneotrichosporon cavernicola
Lineage: Eukaryota; Fungi; Basidiomycota; Tremellomycetes; Trichosporonales; Trichosporonaceae
Gene: PDS5
Exons: 13
Coding region: 1-3930 (1309 amino acids)
Biological process (GO): mitotic sister chromatid cohesion; DNA repair
Cellular component (GO): nucleus; chromatin
Source: RefSeq, a predicted model, not a curated record